CUGCGCGCAUCGGUGAAGCAAGCACGGCCUCUCUCCGUCAGAGACGGGUUCUGCAGGCUUGCUAGCUUGGGUCUGAGUGAAUAAGACAUGGCGAACCAAGUGACGCUUCGCGGAGUUCCAGAGUCUCUCUCUGCAAAAUUUGUGGGAACGUUUGCGUACUUGACAGUAAGGGACAGACUGCCAACCAUUCUUACUAAAGUCAUCGACACCAUCCACCGAAACAAAAACAAAUUCUUUGAAGAACACGGGGAGGAAGGCGUCCAGGCCGAAAAGAGGGCAAUCUCUUUCCUCUCCAAACUUCGUAACGAGCUGCAGACAGACAAACCGGUGCUGGCCCUGACUGACGAUGGCGUGGACACGGACAUGUGGAACCAGUACCUGCAACGGCAGCAGAGCCUAAUGGAUGAGAACGAGUCGCCGAGCUGGUUCAAGUCACCGUGGCUGUACAUGGAGUGCUACAUGUAUAGAAGGAUUCAGGAAUCUAUACGUCUAAAUCCCCCGAUCUGUGAUUUUGAUGUGUUCAGAGCAGCCAAAACGCAAAGCUACUUUGAGUCUCAACAGGCCAUAAUAGCGAUUUGUACGUAUCUCCAAGGACUGAAUAAAAACAUGAACGACUUCUCUGAGGAGCAGCUUAUGGGCCAGUUUCUGAAACUGCUGCAGGUCUCCUUGUGGGGAAACAAGUGCGAUCUCUCCAUCUCGGCGGGUCAGGAGAACUCUCAGAAGUCCAGUCCUGUGGAGGCCCUGGAGGAUCUGAAGUCCUUCAUCCUGGUGGACGACUCACACCUGGUCUGGUCCGCCUUGACGGGCGGCAAGACCCCAGGAGGGUCAGGGAAGCCGCAGGGAAGAGUGGACAUCGUCCUGGACAACGCGGGCUUCGAGCUCGUCACCGACCUCGUCUUCGCCGACUUCCUGGUCUCCUCCGGCCUGGCCAGACAGGUCCACUUCCACGGGAAGUCCAUGCCGUGGUUCGUCUCCGACACCACGCGGGAGGAUUUCAGCUGGACCAUAAGGCAGACCAUGGCGGCCAAUCACAAGUGGAUGUCGAAGAGCGGCGCCCAGUGGCAGCGCUACGUGAAGGACGGCACCUGGUAUUACCACGACCACCCUUUCUGGACCCUGCCCCACGAGUUCUGCGACAUGGCCGCCGACGCCCCCGACCUCUACGCCGCUCUUCAGGAGGCGGACCUCGUUCUCUUCAAGGGCGACCUCAACUACAGGAAGCUGACGAGCGACAGGGACUGGGCGCACACCGAAACCUUCGAGAGGGCCCUGAGGGGGUUCCAGCCCGCCCCCCUGUGCAGUUUGAGGACCCUUAAGGCCAACGUCCAGGUGGGCCUCCGACCCGACCAAGGGGAGAGCCUGACCGCUCGAGAGCCCGGCUGGAUGACCAGUGGAGCGUACGCAGUGAUACAGUUCUCCAGCCAUCACAGAGAACAAUAGGUCUUUCAUUUCACGCCCAAGUUUACCGACGAGCUCGAGGCAAAAAGCAAAACCGCAGCGUUAAAAACGGCAGACCGAUGUUACUGUGGAAAAAUCGGAAAGUCGUCUUGCAUGACGUUCUACCUAUCGUUUAAGUGCUGCUCAAGGCAUAGCCCUUUUCACCCGUUUUUUUUUUUAGUUAGGGAAUUAACUGGUAGAACACUUCGGUCACUGUUUUCAGCUAAACUUGUAUACAAGCAUUCAAUGCUUAGUUUACAUAUCGCACCUUACUUCCAAAAUUACCAUGUCUUAUUUUUCCUAUUUUUACUGGCUUCCAUGGGCAGGCAGCGUGCUGCUUACAGAUGGUGUGUUUUUGCAUACUUCCAAGAUUUCCAUCUCAUCCGGACAUAGGCCAUUUUUACUGUAUUACUGUAUAAUAAGUAUAUUUUGAAUUAAGAUAUGCACAUGGGAUUUAUACUGCCUCUAAUACGUUAUGGGCAUUUAUGUUAAGGCAAAGAACGUUACGUAGAACAUUUUGUGAACAGUCCGGACAUCUCCAAAUAAAUUCAGCUUCAUACGGUCUUUUACAUUUUACCACACAAUCUAGGCUGACUUAUUCUCUAAUGAUACCUACUGUACCAUAUUAGAGAUGUAAUGAGAGUUUCAGUAAGUGCUGCUAACACCGUGAAUGACCCUAAAAUGAAACAUUUCUUUAUAAUGUUACACAUUUUAUGCGCUCUCCUACGUUCUUGUGAACAGUCUUAAUGUCCAAGAUUUUUUUCGCCCUGGAAGUUGUUCUGGCUGCACUGUUUCUUGAAGCAUCAGGGCAGCGUCUUGCGUACAGUAGGCUUAACAAGGCACGAUCUGUUAUUGGUCAGUUUGCUUGUUAUUGCAGUCUGUGCCGCUUCCUCUUCCAACUAAUUUUAAGUGCAGCAGACUGAUGUUUUUUUAAUGCAUGCGCUCGGUCAUGCAUCGAAGUUUACACAUUAUUCAAACGUUUUUUUUUUUUUUAACGGUUCGCAAUAGCUGAAGUAAGGAUUUCAGUCAGGGUGUUGAAGGAAGCUGUCGUUCGCUGACAUUGGGACACUUGCAUCUGCAUUGGAUGAAUAUUGUGUAUGUAUUCAAAAAUAAAUUUAAUUGCCUACUUGGAA
Messenger RNA from Anguilla anguilla (European eel), 2570 nucleotides. RefSeq names its product acidic residue methyltransferase 1 (gene dcph1). The record is from RefSeq and is a predicted model, not a curated record. Lineage: Eukaryota; Metazoa; Chordata; Actinopteri; Anguilliformes; Anguillidae. Gene Ontology annotation, cellular component: nucleus; cytoplasm. Gene Ontology annotation, biological process: DNA damage response. The transcript has 6 exons. Bases 88 to 1440 code for a protein of 450 amino acids. Gene Ontology annotation, molecular function: phosphatase activity.